AUGACAUCCACCCCCUCCAUGCGGAGCUACUCAGCAGGACUUCAGCCCUCCUUUUCUAACACAUCAUUCCGUGACAGCACACGUACCCGUGCCAAGGUACCUGUCUCCUUCUCUGCCACCAGUACCCUCUCCUUAUCCCGCUCCCUAUCCUUGGGAAAUGGUCUCAAUACUCUCAGCACUCUGUGUGUUAAUGGCCUGGGGCACAGUGCCAGUGAGAAGGAGACCAUGCAAGGCCUUAAUGACCGUCUGGCUAGCUACUUGGACAAGGUGCACUCACUGGAAAAGUCUAACAGUAGCCUGGAACUGAAGAUCAAGCAGUUAAUGCUGGAGCAAGUACCCAAGGGACAUAAUAUUGAGGGCUUGAUGGCCCAGGCUCACACUAUUGGACAGGAGGUGAGGAAGAGGACACUGGAGAAUGCACGUAUCAUGCUGGAGAUUGACAAUGCCAAGCUGGCUGCUGAUGACUUCAGAAUCAAAUGGGAGGCAGAGGCUACACUCUGUCAGUCAGUGGAGAGAGACUGUCUAGCUCUGAGAAGGGCAAAGUCAGACCAUGACCAGAUCAUUACUACAUUCAGAGGAGAUCUGGACAGUCUGAAGGAGGAGCUGUACUUCCUAAAAAAAAAUCACAAGGAGGAGAUGACUACACUGAAUGUUCGUCGGACCAAUGAACAAGUGAAUGUUGAGGUGGAUGCAGGCCAGGGUCCUGAUCUUGGUGCCAUGAUAGCUGAGCUAAGGGCUCAGUAUGAAGGUAUCACUCGGAAGAACAAGGAGGAUGCAGAGGUCUGGUACAAAAAGAAGCUGGAAGCAGUGCAGACAGAGGUGAAGGAGGGCAAUGAGGUUCUGCAAUGUGCUAAGAGUGAGCUGAAUGAGAGACGACGCCUCCUCCAGGCCCUGGACAUGGAACUGGAUAGCUUGCGAAAACAGAUUGGUGUGUUGGAGGGUAACCUGGGAGAGACAACUCAUAAGUAUGCCCUGGAGAUGGAGCGGCUGCAAAAUAGUAUUUCACAGUUGGAAGAGGAGCUUUCCCAGCUGCGCUUGGACAUGCAGCGCAACAAGACUGACUAUGAGCAGCUGCUCCAUGUCAAACAGAAUCUGGAGCUGGAGAUCGCCACCUACAGGAGGCUGCUGGAGGAAGAAGAAGCCAUCAAGGAAAUGCCUCUCCCUAAAAAAGAGCCGGAUGUGAGAACCAGGAAGAUUGUGAAGGUGGUCACCCAGACUAUGAUCAAUGGAAAAAUUGUGGAUGAGUCCAGUGAGGUUGAGCAGAUUGAGGAGCACAGGAAAUAA
Megalops cyprinoides (Indo-Pacific tarpon) is the source of this 1284-nucleotide messenger RNA. Its product is annotated as keratin, type I cytoskeletal 18-like. Gene Ontology annotation, molecular function: structural molecule activity. The coding region runs from base 1 to 1284 and encodes 427 amino acids. Lineage: Eukaryota; Metazoa; Chordata; Actinopteri; Elopiformes; Megalopidae. The record is from RefSeq and is a predicted model, not a curated record. The transcript has 8 exons.